AUGGCCGCCACGUUGGACAUCAUCGACCACUCGCCAAAGCACCCGGAGCCGUCACCGCCUGUUCCCACAGCUUCCAAUCUUAUUCUAAUUGACAAUUAUGAUUCUUUCACCUGGAAUGUCUACCAGUACCUCGUCCUUGAGGGUGCAACGGUCACUGUCUUCCGGAACGACAAGGUUUCGUUGGAGGAGCUCAUCGCAAAGAAGCCCACCCAGCUGGUCAUAAGCCCCGGUCCCGGCCAUCCAGCCACUGACUCGGGCAUAAGUCGGGACGCCAUCCAGUAUUUCGCCGGCAAGAUUCCCAUUUUCGGCGUCUGCAUGGGCCAACAAUGCAUAUUUGAUGUCUAUGGUGGAGAUGUCAGCUCUGCUGGAGAAAUUCUCCACGGCAAGACCUCGCCCCUGAUCCACGAUGCCAAGGGCGUGUACGCUGGCCUUGCACAGGAGCUGCCAGUCACCAGAUACCAUUCCCUGGCUGGCACCCAUGUGACGCUCCCCAAAUGCCUUGAGGUGACCUCCUGGAUCGAAAGGGAGGACGGCUCCAAAGGCGUCAUCAUGGGUGUCCGUCACAAGGAAUACACCGUCGAAGGUGUUCAGUUUCACCCCGAGAGUAUUUUGUCUGCCGAUGGCCGACUCAUGAUCAAAAACUUCCUGCACAUGCAGUCCGGCACCUGGGAGGAGAACGAGCGACUGCAGAAAGAGGCUGCCACAAAUGGCGCCAAAGAUGCCCCAAACGGAGUGUCAAAAGGGGCAAAGAAGAACAACAUCCUUCAGCAAAUCUAUGCCCGUCGAAAGGAGGCCGUGGCAGCUCAGAGGUUGGUCCCAUCACAGCGGCUCGAGGAUCUCCAGGCUGCAUACAAUCUCAACUGCGCACCACCACAGAUACCGCUAGUUGAGCGGUUGCAUCAGUCUCCCUUCGACGUUGCUCUAAUGGCAGAGAUCAAGCGAGCAUCUCCAUCCAAGGGUGUGUUUGCCCUCGACACAAAUGCCCCAUCGCAAGCCAAGAAAUAUGCGCUUGCAGGCGCGAGUGUUAUCUCAGUUCUCACCGAACCCGACUGGUUCAAGGGAAGUAUUGAAGAUCUGCGCGCCGUGAGGCAAUGUCUCAAUGGCAUGCCGAAUCGCCCAGCCAUCCUUCGAAAGGAAUUUAUCUUUGACGAAUAUCAAAUACUCGAGGCUCGACUGGCCGGCGCCGACACUGUUCUUCUUAUCGUCAAGAUGCUAGACUCUGAGUUGCUCGAGCGCCUGUACAAAUACUCUCUUUCGCUCGGGAUGGAGCCUUUGGUGGAAGUCCAAAAUGCAGAGGAGAUGGUGGCCGCUGUCAAGCUCGGCUCAAAGGUAAUCGGCGUGAAUAACCGUAACUUGGAGACAUUUGAGGUCGACUUAGGUACAACAAGAAGUCUGAGAAGCAUGGUGCCGAAAGACGUCAUCAUAUGUGCUCUCAGCGGCAUCAACAGCCACAAGGAUGUAGUGGAUUGCAAGAACGACGGCGUGAACGCCGUUCUUGUUGGCGAGGCGAUAAUGCGAGCCCCGGAUGCAUCACAAUUUAUUCGUGAACUCUGCUCAGCCCGGAAGACCCUCACUAGCAGGGGACCUCUUGUUGUUGGCGUGUUUCAAAAUCAGCCGUUAGAGGAAGUCUUAGAGAAGCAGAAACUCUACAACCUUGAUGUCGUUCAGCUCCACGGAAAGGAGCCUGUGGAAUGGGCCAGCCUCAUACCUGUUCCCGUCAUCCACAAGUUUGGUCCGGGAGAGCCGGGGGUCGGCCUUCGUGGUUACCAUACAAUCACAUUGCUAGAUUCCGGCUCGGGCUCUGGUGAUCUCCUUGACUUCUCACUCGUACGACAGCAACUGGAGAACGACAAGGACUUGAGGGUGCUCUUCGCCGGCGGUCUCACCCCUGACAACGUAAAGCAAGUCAUUGCGGCCAUAGGACCCCUUUCGGAUAGGAUAAUUGGUGUCGACGUAAGCAGCGGUGUAGAGGAAGGUGGAAAGCAAAGCUUAGAGAAAAUCAGGGGUAGCAUUCCAUCUUUUGCACCCAACAUCAUUCACAUACAUUUCAAGAUGGUGCGCAACAAGGCAGAGAAGCCCAUUUUUAGAGGCAUUGUCGCGUGUGUUUCUGGCGACCUCGGCCGCGAUUGGUCUGAGGAUGACAUUCUGCGAUGGAUCAAACAGCGCGACGGCGCUAUUGUUCAGCAGAUGGAUGGCUCUGUCACUCACUUGCUCUGCAGCAUGGAGGACUUCAAGAGGAAGAGCUCCAAAGUUGCAUAUGCACUCAAGAAUCUCAAGAAGUCCUGCCACAUUGUCACCAGCGAUUGGCUCGAGGACAGCAUUCACAAGAAGCGGAAGUUGAAAGAGACCAAGUACUUGCUGCAGACGGCCUUCAGAGCCGAGCGAGCCCAGAAUGCAAAGGAGAUCAAGGCGCUGAAAGCUGCUCAGCCAAAGAAGCAGCCCGAGAACUUCGUGAUCAAGGAUCUCUACCAUACUUACUCCGAUAAGACCUACUUCCGCUAUGAGGUGGAGCUCGUUAGAGUCAACCCUGAUCAUCCCGAGAACAAGAAACUCAAUGAACGCUAUUUUCUCUAUUUGUUCGAGUCUAACGCGAAACCGCAUUCCUACGCAUUUGCUGCCAAAUAUCUUCAAAAGGAAGGCAGCCACCCCCUUCACAUGCGCUCUAGCUCAUGCGACAAAAAGUUCGAUGUCGCGUUCCAAGAGUUUCAGGACUUCUUUUUGAAGAAGACCAAUAUCGACUGGAUGGCUCGCCUGGCGGAGGCUGGCACGAAAGGCCCCAGAUCUUUCCACUAUACGCCUCCGACUGGAGGCAAACCUGUCGGUGUUGUAACUGGAAAGUAUGCGAGAUUCAUCUGCCAACCCAGCGUUGUUGACAAUGCGCAAGCGGCAUUAGGGGCUAGCAGCGGAGGUCUUGAUACGGAGAUGCAACUCGACAAUAUACAGGUCGCUCCGGACGCUCCGGACGAGCAUGCUACAACUAGACUUCAGCCUACACAAAUACUCGUCAACAGCGAGCGCAGCAAGGCAACUCUCGAAGAGAUGCAGUGUGAGAUCGUUGAUGAGAUCGUGCAGAUGCUCGUGGAUGAAGUGGUCAAAUCUACUCUUGAGGUUGAUUUACCUGGAACAUCUGACAGAAUCCUGAGCUCUGGUAUUCAGACCAAAAAGAGUUCGGCUCGUACAAUUGAGGCUGACAACUAUCGUUUGCAGCAUAUGCACACAGCACAACUGCCUAACCUCGACGUGCCUCGUGACGAAGACUCUGCUAUGGAGGAGGCUGAAGUCAUACAUCACAAUCAAGAGGAUCAAAUCAUUUCCAUCAACAAGGUGCCUGUUGAGGUUGAUGGAGAGCUCCAAGAGGCGAAGGAGUGUGUUCAUCCUCGCAUUGCUGAAAUCUCCGAAACAACGCUUGCGGCAAGUACGGGCAAUGUCUAUUUGGAGAAGGCACCAGCGGUUCUGUCUCCUGGCUCCACUGGUGAGAAUACAAGCGAGCCAGGUCAGUUCGAGGACAUAUUGGCUAAAUCCAGCAUUCAGCACCUGGCGGCCAGUUACCCGACCCUUGAUGGUAGUCGACUAGAGGAGUCUACAGGCGUGAUGUAUUACACCAAUAGUGCGUGGUAA
Phaeoacremonium minimum UCRPA7 is the source of this 3618-nucleotide messenger RNA. RefSeq names its product putative anthranilate synthase component 2 protein. Gene Ontology annotation, cellular component: cytosol. NCBI's taxonomy places the organism in Eukaryota, Fungi, Ascomycota, Sordariomycetes, Togniniales, Togniniaceae. Gene Ontology annotation, molecular function: phosphoribosylanthranilate isomerase activity; indole-3-glycerol-phosphate synthase activity. The record is from RefSeq and is a predicted model, not a curated record. The transcript is spliced from 8 exons. Bases 1 to 3618 code for a protein of 1205 amino acids. Gene Ontology annotation, biological process: L-tryptophan biosynthetic process.